Saccostrea cuccullata (small rock oyster) is the source of this 497-nucleotide messenger RNA. Its product is annotated as fucolectin-like. The record is from RefSeq and is a predicted model, not a curated record. The transcript is spliced from 2 exons. The coding region runs from base 15 to 470 and encodes 151 amino acids. NCBI's taxonomy places the organism in Eukaryota, Metazoa, Mollusca, Bivalvia, Ostreida, Ostreidae.
GAUUUCAAAUUACGAUGAGUGCAUUAGCCUUCGCAAUUUUUUUUUUCUGUUAUGGAGUAAAUGCUCUUAGAAAUGUCGCGCAGCAUAAACCCGUAACGCUAAGUUCUUACAGCCCAAGAUGGCCAGCGUCGAAUGCAGUCAAUGGAAUCCUCAGCGACCAUGUCCUUACUAAUGACGAAGACAAUCCCUAUCUACGGAUUGAUCUUGGGAAAAACUAUAUGAUUCAUCAGAUAGAGGUCUUCUCCAGACAAUCUUGUUGUGGCAAGCAAAUUCAUGAUUUAGAGGUAAAAGUGGGCAAGUUUCUGAAUCUCACGACUGUUUAUGGUUAUUAUUCCGGAUUUGCAAAGGACGCGGAACAGAUUUCUUUUUGGUGUCCAUAUUCCACAGUUGGACGCCAUGUUCAGAUACAAAUUUUCAAAGGAGUCAACGACGUUCUGACCCCAGCCGAGGUUAUUGUAUGGGGUAAAUAAAUUCUGUAUCUCAUGAUGGAUUUAAUG